Danio rerio (zebrafish) is the source of this 5053-nucleotide messenger RNA. The record is from RefSeq and is a predicted model, not a curated record. NCBI's taxonomy places the organism in Eukaryota, Metazoa, Chordata, Actinopteri, Cypriniformes, Danionidae.
AUGAACACGCAUUCCCUAGAGUCUGCCUGCCAAAGAGCUCUCCCUCAAGACUUGAGUAUUUCAUUAGUGAGAUAAAACAGGGCUGAGCCUACUGAGGUUGCCAGUUUCACUGAUGAGGAAAAGAGUAGCAAGGGAAUCAGAAAGAGAGAGAGAGAGAAAGAGCAAGAGACAGAGAGGGGGCUGUGAUAAACUCUGCUGCGAGCCCUCCUGUAAGCAGAGUGAGAGAGUGCAGGAGCAACAGCAUAAGAUUUGGACAGAACUGUGAGCAGGACCUACCACAGAUUUUGCUCUUUGGGGAGAGCGUGCAUUUGUUUUUGUCACCCAAGGCUGAUGUAUUUGGGUGUGAUCGUCCCAUCAAGUGCUUUAAAGUUGCUCCGAGGGAGACUGAUUUUUCCCUGCAAGGAAAAAAAGGCAAAGGAAGGCCAAAGGCUAAGAAAACUGGAUCAUUUCCAACUUCCAAUUCCCUCAGGACUUUUUUUUCCCACCUCGGCUUCAAGAAGGAACCACAUGUGAAGACUGAUGGGGCAAGAGCUUAGCGUUGCUUACCAGAGAAUCUUCUCAGCUGCAUCACCACACAGACUCCACAUCCCAGGAGCGAGACGGAGGUGAAGAAUCAGAGAGAAAGUGAGAGGGAAUCUGAGUAAUUUCCAUCCAGUUCCCCCUUUCCCAGUUUGGGACCUUCUUUAGUUGCCCUCUGCUACCCCCCAUGGGGCAGGAAGCGUGAAAAAUCUCACUAAUGGGUUUAUUUGCUGUCAGCUCAGCGACGACCUGUCAUUUCCCAGGAUUGCUCCGCACUUGACACAUUUCAUAGUCGAGUAAGCUUUGCUUUGUUUUUGCCAAAGGGGCUUGAGCCUCACACUGGUAGCUGCUGAGAAGAUCAAGAGCAGGCUGAGGUAUCAGGUGGAGUGGACAAGUUCCUUAAUCACUUUGCCUGCCUCUUACAGUAUUUAUCUCCCUGUGAGGUCAAGCGUGCGGGACGUCUCGCUGUUCCUUUGUAUUUCUUGAAGUCGAGAACUUCCCACAGAGAGAAGGACUGUGAUAGAGUCUGCUUUCUGACCCAACAACGGUCUCCUGGCUGGUGGGCUGAAGAUGCGUUGCUGGGUACUAGCUGUGGUGACGGCUGUGCUCUGGAGCCAGUGCAUCCCUCUAGGGUGGGCCGAGGGCAGGAAGGUGCCUAAGAGGCUGAAGGAAGGCGCUCCACAGCACACCGAAGCAUUCAACACCACUCUUUCCAACAGCGAGGAGCUGGAUGGCAGCCCAAAGGUUGGUGAGAAUCAGAGAGUGGACCCUCUUGGGUCAUGGAUGGACUUUGUGAAGAGACCUGUGGGCAACUUUCCUGGAAAAUGCCGAAAACGGAAACGACCACUGCCUGGUCCCCCAGGCCCUCCAGGUCCUCCAGGGCCUCAGGGACCCCCAGGAGCCCCCGGGGCAGAGGUCACUCAGGAGGUCCUGCUGCGAGAGUUCAAAGAAAUGAUCAAAGAGGCCACGGAGAGGAGAGCAGCAGUGGACCGGCCCAGUGAACCUAGUCAGCUGCCCACGGCUCUGAUUACACUGGAGGGCAUGACCUCCUACAGGAGAAUCGAGGAAGCGUUCCAUUGCAAACUCAAAGGCCCUGUGGUCGUGGACAAAAAGACUCUGGCAGAGCUGCAGAACUUUCAGACACCUCCUGCCAAAGGUGCCUUCCUCAGAGGGACGGGGAUGGAUCAGUCCACUGGCCGAUUUACAGCUCCUGUAACUGGAAUUUAUCAGUUCUCUGCCAAUGUUCAUAUUGACCACACUGAGGUGAAGAGAAGUAAGAGCCAGCUGAGAGCCAGAGACAACGUCCGAGUUUUGAUCUGCAUCGAAUCGCUCUGUCACAGAUAUACAUCCUUGGAAAUGAUUGUUGGCCUUGAGAGUAACAGCAAGAUAUUCACAGUAUCUGUUCAUGGACUGCUGGAACUUCAGGCUGGCCAGUACACCUCUAUAUUUGUGGACAAUGCAGCUGGAGCGUCGAUCACAAUACAGAACGGUUCCGAUUUCAUGGGCAUGUUGUUGGGUGUAUAGCUGUGUUUUACAGCCAGAGAUUGUAUAUCUGGCGGGCCACGUAAGACUGCACAGCUCCUCUACGGACAAUCAACAAGCACCAUAAAUCCUCAUGAGACAAUAUCUGACCGCCACAAAGCUUUUGGCUUGUUUUUGGAAGAGACACAGACACAUUAAACCCACACAGCAGAGACAGUUGGACACGAAACUGAAAGACUUUAAUGAGGACAGUAGAUCUGCCUUUCUCAUGCGCCGUGAGGUUGUUACCUCAUCAGAAAGAUCUUUUUUUAAAAUAUCAAGUCUGAUUUUGUUAUAUAUAGAUGUAUACGAAGAGAUUUUUGUACUUUGAUGUGUUGUUAUGUAUGUCUUUUUUUCCUCUUAAUUAAUAGUUUAUAUACAGAGUGUUUAUUUACACAAUUUAUUUUAUACGGUGAGAGGUUUUCUACAAUACAGGAGAUUAUCUUUUGGAUUUAUCUUAAAGGGAAAGUUCACCCAGAAAAUUAGUUUGCUCAUUUAUUCUCCUUCAGGUCAACCAAGGUGUGCAGUAGGUGAAUUUGUAUGUCAGUAGUAGAUUAAAGGUUUUUAGCUGAUCCAUAUUGUGAAAUUUAAUGCAAGUCGAUGAAUACUGGCACUGUGAGAAGUAGGAAACAGUAUAUACACACAAAAAAAGUGCAUGUUUCUCAUGACAAUAAUGAUGUUGUAAUUAAUGUUCAGUUUAUUGCACAAAUUGAUCAUUUCGGUUCAUUAAACCUCAAUGUAUCAGCACUCAACUAGAGUAAAAGAGAUGUUGAAGAAGGUUUAGAAGAUUGAUAAAUGUGAGCCAUCAUCAUAUUAAUAAAAAUAAAUACCAAAUUUCUUAAAAAUGUUAGCAAUAGGUAAAAGAUAAAUGGGAAACAGGAAAAAGUCCCAAAACUGAUCCCUGUGGUACACCACCAACAACAUGAGAGGGCUAAAACUGUUUGAGCUGGACACAUUUAGUCAAUGUUAAUAAUAAAUAAAUAAAUAAACAAAUAAAUAAUUAAUUUAAUAUAAAUAAAAAAUAUAAAUGAAUAAAUAAAUAAUCAAUUAAAUAAAUAAAUAAAUGUAUUUUUAUUUGAUAUAAAAAUAUUUUUUUUUUUUAUCCUAAGUGCCAAUUGACUUGUGGUUUGUCAGUCAAAAAACAAACAAGCAGACAAUCAAAACAUAUACAGGUAAAUCGAAAUUAAAACCUGUGGCUCCUGACUAUACUGAUGGUCAGCCUGUCAAAGCCAACAAUUUUUAGUUAUUACUUACCUGCAGUGCUUAAUUUGAGCCAGAUCUUGCCAGAUCUUGUUCCAGGAAAUGUCAGAUAUUCGUGUUUUAUGUUAUAGUAUUUAUUUUAAUUGAUACGGCAUUAACUUUUGCAUGGUGAAUACCUGCAUUUGUGUGUGUGUGUGUGUGUGUGUGAGAGAGAGAGAGAGAAAGAGAGAGAGAGAGAGAGAGAGAGAGAGAGAAUGUGAAUGAGUCAAAGUGAAAAACAGUGAGCAAAGCUGUGUUGAUUGUGUGUGCACCAAUCAGCUUUCGUAUGUUUACAAUCACUCUCAUUGGUGGGGAUUAUUGUUUCGCGUACAGUGAGCAGUGAAAAUAAAUAAUGGCAUAGUGGCCUACCUAAAUAAUAUUUGCAUUUUCAAAAUGCCAGAGGCAGUCGAGCAUAUAUUAUUUAAAAAAACAAAAAAACAAAAAAAAAAAACAUGAGGAAAUCUGAUACCGAGCCUGAUCAAGAGAAGAUGAAACUGCACCCCUGGAUCAGGGUAGCGGGAGACAAAAGCAAAACAAUCAAGUCAGACACAAAACAUGACAGAAGAGAAAACCGUAGGGUCUUCCUGAAGUUUAGACAGAGUGAAUCAUUUUUGAUUGGCACAUAAUAGUGAAGUGAACUGAAUGUCAGGGGUAUUAGUAAAUUGAAUAGUGAUGUUUCAUUUGACAUGUUAUGUUUUUUUAAUCCAUGAUUGACCAAUAACGUUAUAUUGCACAAAAAAACUAAAGACGGUACAGAAAUGUGAUGCUUUUUUCACUACAAGCGCUUAGUAUCAUCAUGUUCUGGCAAAACUGAAAUUGUGUGGUUGACGUUGGUCACGAUAAUUUUUAUUUUCUGGUUUUGUUCCAGUAAUUAUUCAUUUACAAAUUAAGCACUGCUUAUCUGUAUAUUGUUUUUUGACUCUCAAAGUAUUGGUAAAGGCAUUGACUUGCAUUUUAUAAAUCAGCAGAAGCUCGGUCUCAGAUUAAAAAAAAAGCCAUCUAAAUACAGUAUACAUCAGGUCUGGCAAAAAUGACAAUUUUUGGGUGAACUAUCCCUUUAAAAGUGUUACGAUUUAAUGAAGAUGUUACCCAGAAUGCACACCUAUGCAAACUCUUAUGCAUACCAUGUCUGUAUUUUUAAAAAAAUAUGACAAGCUAGACAGUUUUAUUUACUAUGCAGCUCCAAAAAGCAUGUUGUAGAGACUUGAUUAUUGAUAAAAGAACAGAUUUUCCAUUACACUCGGCCAAAAGAAGGAAACAGCCAAAUACAAGAAAAGAAACAAGACGGAUGACUCAGUCUAUUUUUACGUCCAAUAGCUAACAGUCCCAAACAAUAGCAUUUAUCCAGCAGUGUGUGUGUGUGUGUAUGUAUGUAUGUGUGAGUGAGUGUGUGUUUGGAAAGCUACCGCCAUGAUCGAUUAGACAUGUUAGAGUCCUGCUGAGUUUUCCUUUUGUUUACUGAAAUGCCAAAUACGUCAUCUUUAAAUGCUCUGUUUUUCACAUCUCCAUGCUAACUGUUAAAAGUGUUGUUCUUUCUUUUUUUUAUUAUUAUUUACUUAAAGAAAUUAAGAUACAUAUAUAUUAGCAUAUUUGCCAUACAGAUUAUUUAUGUUUAAAUGUAUCUGCCAAUUAAAAUAGAUUUAUUUUUUUUAAUUGGCUUUCAGCCUUCCAGUAGAUCUCAAUACAAGUGAAAAUGAUGUGCUGCAGUAUUUGCUUGUAUUGUGGUGUAAUGGAAAUAUAACUGUAUUCAAUAAAUGUAAAAUAUAUCUAUUCA